GACAAAGCCAUAUGAACCUUAUAGUGCUUGUGUAGUCACUCUGACACACCUUUCCAGCCUUAUCAGCGAGGGCGUGUCCCCAAGGAGCGCACAGCGACAGGAUUCACCUGAACUCACUACGCCACUACAGGAGGAGGAAAAUGGGUAAAGCAGGUGUACGUGGGGACUUUGAAUGGGCUUACGACGAGCAGCCGCACACAUGGAGAAGAAAGGAGAUUUUAGCCAAGUAUCCACAGAUCAAGUCUUUGAUGGGUCCCGAUCCCCAGCUGAAGUGGGUGGUGUCUGGAAUGGUACUCACUCAAUUUGUGGCAUGUUACUUAGUCCAUGAGCUGUCUUGGAAGUGGUUGUUUUUUUGGGCAUAUGCCUUCGGUGGCUGUAUAAACCACUCUUUGACCCUGGCCAUCCAUGACAUCUCACACAACAUCGCAUUCGGGAACAAGCAGGUGCGCUGGAACCGGUGGUUCGCCAUGUUCGCCAAUCUUCCCAUUGGCCUACCAUACUCAGCCUCCUUCAAGAAAUACCACAUCGACCACCACCGCUACCUUGGAGGAGAUGGCCUGGACGUGGACAUCCCUACAGACAUAGAAGGCUGGUUUUUUUGUACACCUGCAAGGAAGAUACUCUGGCUCUUCCUCCAGCCUUUAUUUUAUGCACUGCGGCCUUUGGUGGUGAACCCAAAACCCGUGACCAGACUGGAGAUGAUGAAUGCAGCCAUACAGUUCGCAGCAGAUAUUCUUAUCUACUAUAUGUGGGGACUCAAACCGAUUGUGUACCUUAUCUCAGGAUCCAUUCUGUGCAUGGGCCUGCAUCCCAUCUCUGGACACUUCAUUGCUGAGCAUUACAUGUUCCUGAAGGGCCAUGAGACUUACUCAUACUAUGGCUGUCUGAAUUUAAUCACUUUCAAUGUGGGAUACCAUAUGGAGCAUCAUGAUUUCCCAAGCAUCCCUGGUAGUAAGUUACCUGAGGUGAAGAAAAUAGCAUCAGAGUAUUAUGAUUCAUUACCGCAGCACACCUCCUGGAUACGGGUUCUCUGGGACUUUGUGUUUGAUGACAGCAUUGGCCCCUACGCAAGAAUCAAAAGAGAAUACAAACUGGCCAAACAGGAAUGAGUUGUACUGUUGGUGCAUUAUUCUCAAAGAGCCGCUAUUUAAACGGAAAAGAAGAAAACCUGGACAAGCCUGCUGAACCGGUAGAAACACGUGUUUAAACUACAGCAUGAAACUAUUUCAGGGGUUUAGAGUACACUUGAACUGGAUGGUCAAUUCCAUCGAGUUGAGUUUUCAUCUAAUGUUGGUUAGAAUCAGUGGCUGCUGAGAUGUUUAUAAAUAUUAUUUUUGUGCUAACCAGCCACUAAAAUGUCUUCUCAUCAGUGAGAAGGCAUACUGUUAUUUAGACAUGCAAAAUGUUUUUUUAUAGGCUGUCAUUCUAAAGCUACCGUAUCCUGUAAUUAAUCGCUAAUUUGAAUAAUAAUCAUGUGAGACAUGAGAGUCAUGUGUUGAAAGUGGUGUGAAUCAACCUGGAUACUAUACAAUGCAAUUGCUGAAUUAAAAAAAAAAGCAUUUCUAAUUUA
Messenger RNA from Tachysurus vachellii, 1570 nucleotides. RefSeq names its product delta(4)-desaturase, sphingolipid 2 (gene degs2). The record is from RefSeq and is a predicted model, not a curated record. Gene Ontology annotation, molecular function: sphingolipid delta-4 desaturase activity. Gene Ontology annotation, cellular component: membrane. Gene Ontology annotation, biological process: sphinganine metabolic process; ceramide biosynthetic process. NCBI's taxonomy places the organism in Eukaryota, Metazoa, Chordata, Actinopteri, Siluriformes, Bagridae. Bases 141 to 1109 code for a protein of 322 amino acids. The transcript is spliced from 3 exons.